AUAGUUCCUUACAGAUGGCUUUAACGAGCAGUUUGCCUUGUAUUGACACGCUAGCCUUUCAGCUGAGUCGACAUGGUCUCGACGAGAAUCGAAACAUAAAGCCACCUUUCUUUUACUCCUGGUCGGAGCCCUACAAUUUAGACUUUGCCGGAAAGGCUCCCAAUAAUCCGAAGCGAAGCCGUAGCCAUCCCAGCGCUUUGGUGGCCAAGCGCAAGGAAGCACUGCAUUCACAAGCUUGUAUACCUGGGUUGAAAAAAGAGCGGAAAGAGUGGGAUAAGAAUUCGGAGGAAGCUCGCGGAUCUGUAAAGCCAUUAGCUGAGAUUCAUUCAACCAGUCUUCAUACAUCGCCAGGGCACCUAACUUUAUCAGUUAAUAAAUAUGCAAAUCAAGCAAACAAGCAUGAAGAAUCAGACACCGCGGACUUCGCUGAAUCUUCCGACGACGAAAUAAGUGAACUUCUAGUAAAUGGCUCUAACACGAAUAAAGAUUUACCUCAUGUUCUUUGUGAAAAUAACGCCUCGUAUUCUAUAAUUAGGAAAACUAAUCGAAGAACAAGAGACUCUGGUCCUCUCAAGCGGACCUUGGAAGGAAGCGAAAAUGCUGAUGACAACAAGAGACGUCGCCCGCGGCUUGACUUUGAAAAGAUGCAACUCUCCAGAGAUGCGCUUCUUCCUCUGACUGGAAGCGAUAAAUCUGUCUUGGAUGAGGUGUAUUUCAGGCCAAUUUUAGCCUUUAACGUGAACGAGUGAGCUUUGCGUGUCGGAAAACAACAAACGCUCAUUAAUGAAAGAAAUGCAAACGACAAGGCCAUCGAACACAAAUAAUAUCACGUAUGGGUGAAUGACGCGGAGUUAUCGCACAUAAACAAUCACUGACGGGAGGCAAGAUCGACAAAUUGGAAUUUUUUUUCUGGAAGGCUUUUAUAUCGCCAUAUCAGCAAUCGGUGUUAUUCAGAGCACGUAUAAUUUUCUUUUUCAUUUUGGAAAUGAUCUGGAUGAAUCCGCCUUUUAAUGACUGGUUGGCGUGGUCGCCGCGGAACAAACAUAUUCAAAUUUAACAUUCGAUCGCAAACAGAAACCGCGACGCUCAAAUGUACGAUAUUUAAAGUUGGAUUCACAGUUGUAUCUUUAGUAAAUUUUUUACGCAACAUAUGCUUCUAUCGAGAAAAGAAGCAUGAGAGAUAAAUGGGAAUUUUUGUGGUGUUCAUUAACACCGUGGGAAGUACACCUUUUAUAGAUUUUCAAUUUUACCAAACCACUAUAAAAAUAAUUUUUACCUAGUGUCAUUGGGAGAAAAUA
Molecule: messenger RNA, 1298 nt
Organism: Stylophora pistillata
Lineage: Eukaryota; Metazoa; Cnidaria; Anthozoa; Scleractinia; Pocilloporidae
Source: RefSeq, a predicted model, not a curated record